Messenger RNA from Auanema sp. JU1783, 1968 nucleotides. The record is from the annotation of a GenBank genome assembly. Lineage: Eukaryota; Metazoa; Nematoda; Chromadorea; Rhabditida; Rhabditidae.
AUGGGAUCUCUUAAGGCACUUCAUCUCCUGAUCGGUGCUGUGGUUAUCACUAUCAUUCCAAUAUUGAUAUUAUAUAUUAAGCUAAGUAACGAUGUGGAUAUCUAUCAGUCACAAAGAUCAAAUUUCCCUGCAUACUCUGAGAAUAUCUUUCCUCAUUCUUCCUUUGAAAAUAUGCAUGAGUGCGCAUCUUUUGGUGAAGAUGUGAAUUCCACCCAUCCUAAUUGUUAUACGAAGUUUCGAUGGAUGUUGGAACAUUGGCGUAGUCAUUCAUGCUAUGAGGAGUACGGUGUAGACGGAUCGGCGUGUUCAGUUCGAUCUUACCUCUCCACUAUCGAAGACCAUUGUCCCCCUUUACCGGGAUAUAAACCAAGAAGCAGUUUAUAUGCUGAAAGCAUCGAAGACUUGUCUUUUCUUUUCAAUAAUUUAACUGAUAAUCCUUUAAAUUAUGAGUUCAUCAAAGAACGGGUGACACGUUUAUGGUCUCUUUGGCAUGAUGGUUAUCAGCGCUCAUUAAAAAAACAUCCAAAAGUAUAUCAUAACAGAAAGAGGAAAAAUAUUAUUUUGCACAUGGGAUUUUUGAUGACUGAUAAAAAGCUCCACUUCGGUGAAAAAUCUCGUAAAGGAGGUCCAUUGGGCGAACUAGUGCAGUGGUCAGAUCUAAUCGCUUCCUUAUUUGUACUGGGUCACAGGCUUUAUGUUUCAACUGAGAAAAUCACAUUAUUCAAACAUUUGGACGCUUUCUUACAACAACCCCCUUGUCCAACAUCUAUGGGCAAAGUAGAUCUCAUUAUAACGGAUAUAAUUGGAUUAAGAUCUUUUGUAUCUAAGCAUAAGCAAUUCAUUCGGGAACAUUCGUGUAAAAUAAGACUGAUAGACAGCUUCGGCACGCAUGUUGAGUUCAAUACCAAAUCCUAUUUUUCGCAACACCGAAAGGAACUAGGUGGCGGUAUGAAUCCUUGGGGUGGACAUGGCUUCAAAUUGAAACAAUACUGGACAUUCUUUCCUCACACGCCUGACAACUCUUUUCUCGGUUUUGUCGUCGAGACCAGAGAUGUUAAGCCAUUGUUUGAUAGGAAAAGUAGGAAUUCAGUUUUGAUUUAUGGAAAAGAGAAGUACAUGUGGGCAGGGAUCAAUACCACUUUGGACGUUUUGAAAAAUCUUACUGAGGUGCAUGCAACAGUUGCUGAUCUGACGAACCUUCAGCCUAAUGAAACGAGUACUUUUGCGGAUGUUGUUAAUCACGGUUUCCUGUUCACUGACGAAUUGCAUUCUCUAUUGAAAUCUGUCAAAAUAUUUGUCGGCAUGGGAUUUCCUUACGAGGGACCGGCGCCUCUUGAAGCUAUUGCUAAUGGAGCUGUGUUCAUCAAUCCUAGUUUCGACCCUCCGAAAUCGCGACACAACACGAAGUUUUUCGCUGAUAAGCCUACAUCGAGAGAAUGGACCAGUCAGUGCCCAUAUUUGGAAACCGUAGGACCACCUCAUGCUUAUACAGUUGACAUUCGAAAUCCCAAAGAGCUCGAAAAAACUAUUCAGCAGGCUUUACGAAAAGAGCCUAAACCCUUCAUCACUGAAGAGUUCACAACAGAAGGUAUGUUGUUAAGAGUGACCUUGCUAGUGGAUAAGGAAGAUCUAUGUACUACCCAAAGUCAUUACCCUCCCAAAGAAGCACUUCAAAUUCGAGUUGGCAAACCAGGUGAGUCAUGUGAGAAAGCCUGUUCAUCUCACAAUCUGACGUGUGAACCGAUGUUUUUCCAUCUCGUUAACAAACAAGAAGUUCUUAAAGCAAAGAAUGAUUGUUUCGAAGCAGAGGCCGUUUCAUCUAAUGUAUUAGCUCCUUUUGAUUGUACACUUCAAAACUCUUCGGAUAUGUUCAGCUGUGCUAGUAGUUCUAAAAAUCCUGUUCAACGAAUUUGCCCAUGUCGCGACUACUUGCCGCAGCAAUCAUCAGUUUGCAAACUUUGUGUUUAA